AUUAAAAUUUAAAUUAUAAUGGAUCUUGUAAAAAAAAUUAUAAUUUUCUAUUGACCCAGCUAAAUUCCUUUACGGAUUAUCCGAAUUGUUUGUCCGAAAUCCGAAUUUCUCGGGUGAAAAGAUUAUUCGGGUUUUUUGUUCCGUGUCAAGCGGUUUCAUAGUAUUUUUACAAGAUGCAGUUUCUGUUUUGAUGGUUUUGAGGGACAAGGAAACGAUGUGCUAUCCUGAAAAUUUAUUUAAUUUUUAACUAAUAAAUCCCUCAAAAUCACAAGUCAGGGUUUAUUCCCUUUUGCUUGGAAUCUACUUGUCUUCUCCUUUAAUUUUUGUUUUAUUUGAUUUAAAUUUGUAUUUAAACGACAUCCAUUUCUCUGCGGCUACUUUUGUUUCUUUGAAAUCAAACCUCUCGUUAUUGCUUUGCUGGGAAGAUCGUAUCACAUUUAGCAAAUAUUCAUCCUGGCAUAUUUCAGGCAACAGAUUUGCGUCUCCUGAUAUUUUACUCUCCGAGAUUUAUCUGCAGUGGAGCUUUUGCAGUAAAGCUGCCUAAUUGACAUGAGAAAUCCUAUAUAAAGAAGCAAAUGUUUUGGUGGUGCACGCAAAGAACAAUGCGGUUCAUAUUUAAAAAAGCUUUGUUAUUUUUUCUGUUCUCCUUAUUGUUUUCUGGUUGCAUUCUGGCACAAUCUGCAAUUGAAACUUCAGAAAGGUUAAGAUCCGCACCACAUAAAAAUGUAGGGAACAAUGUCAUAGAUGGCACUGGUACAGAGAGUGCCAUUGAUUUUGAGAGCACAAGUAGCGAACUGGGUGAUAGGAAGGGCAAUUAUGACAGAGUUUCAAUAUCUACAGUUGCUUUAUUUACCUUGGCCAUGGCUGCUGCCACUGGUUUAGGUGCAGUCCCAUUCUUUUUUGUAGAGCUGGAUCCUCAGUGGGCUGGAUUAUGCAAUGGAAUGGCUGCUGGUGUGAUGUUGGCUGCUAGCUUUGACCUCAUACAAGAAGGGCAGAGCCAUGGUGCUGGUAAUUGGGUUGUGAUGGGGAUUUUAUCUGGUGGUAUUUUCAUUUUGCUAUGCAAGAAGUUUCUUGAACAAUACGGUGAAGUAAGUAUGUUGGACAUAAAAGGUGCAGAUGCAACCAAAGUUGUUCUUGUUAUCGGAAUUAUGACUCUUCAUUCAUUUGGAGAGGGUUCAGGUGUUGGAGUCUCCUUCGCUGGCUCGAAAGGUUUCUCUCAAGGCCUUUUGGUAACUUUAGCCAUUGCUGUGCAUAACAUACCAGAGGGAUUAGCUGUGAGUAUGGUUCUUGCAUCAAGAGGUGUUUCUCCACAAAAUGCAAUGUUAUGGAGUGUAAUUACAUCUUUGCCUCAGCCCAUUGUAGCAGUUCCUUCAUUCAUAUGUGCUGAUGCAUUUAACAAGUUCCUGCCUUUCUGUACUGGCUUUGCUGCUGGAUGUAUGAUCUGGAUGGUUGUUGCUGAAGUGCUUCCUGAUGCUUUCAAGGAAGCCUCUCCUUCACAGGUGGCAUCAGCAGCUACAAUUUCUGUCGCAUUUAUGGAAGCUUUAAGCACCAUGUUCCAGAAUUUCACCCAUGACUACAAUGCGGAGGAUGCUUCAGGAUUCUUUGUUUCACUGCUUUUUGGCCUUGGGCCAUUGCUUGGUGGCAUCAUUCUUGUUGCAUUUGCUCUUGCAUUCCAUCUUCAGCAUGCCCUUCUUAUGGGUGUAGCAUCUGGCAUCGCCUUUGUACUUGGUGCAUGGCGACCAUUACAGCUACUUGUGUCUUCAAAGAUGGGGGUCAUCCCUAUACUGUUUUUGCUUGCUGCAGGAGCAUUAUUUGUCCAUGUCUGUAGCUCCAGCAUUUUGACUCUUGCAGGUCGCAAAAGGGCAUCAGCAAAUAAUUUACCCACGAUAACUGGCUUUCCCAUGAGUGUUCACACCCUUCAAUCAUUCCUUUCAUGUGGAGCAGUUGCCUUCCAUGCAUUGGCAGAAGGACUUGCACUAGGAGUGGCUGCACCAAAAGCUUAUGGACUGGGUAGGCACAUGGUCCUUCCCGUCUCUUUACAUGGACUUCCCCGUGGUGCUGCUGUGGCUAGCUGCAUCUUUGGUGCUACUGACAGCUGGCACAAUGCUCUGGCAGCAGCAGCUUUAAUAGGCUUUAUGGGUCCAAUGUCUGCCAUUGGAGCAAUACUUGCAGGAAUUGACUACAGCGGUCUGGAUCAUAUAAUGGUUUUAGCGUGUGGGGGAUUACUUCCAAGCUUUGGAAGGAUAAUCCAAAGAGCACUGAGUUUGGAUACACCAAAAGGCAGUUCUGGGCUUGCAAUCGGAGUUGGUUUUGCUACUCUCUGCUUAACGUGCACCAAGUUGGUUUGCUUGCACACACCAUACUGCAAUUCUGCUCCAGAGGCUGUCAGAUGAGACCUACCGAUUUGUUAGUUGACUUAACUGAGAUAGAUGACUUGUUCAGGGAACUUAUUAUUAGAUUAUCUCAGAGAAAAAAGAAGAAGAUUAAACUAGAUUUAUGAUUACAUUGUAUACUAUUUUUCUUUUACCUUAUUUUUGGCUUUGUCAAUUCUCUAAAAGAUAUAAAAGGGAAAAAGUUGUGUAGUUA
Hevea brasiliensis (rubber tree) is the source of this 2586-nucleotide messenger RNA. Its product is annotated as putative zinc transporter At3g08650. The record is from RefSeq and is a predicted model, not a curated record. Lineage: Eukaryota; Viridiplantae; Streptophyta; Magnoliopsida; Malpighiales; Euphorbiaceae. The transcript is spliced from 7 exons. Gene Ontology annotation, molecular function: zinc ion transmembrane transporter activity. Gene Ontology annotation, cellular component: membrane. The coding region runs from base 576 to 2393 and encodes 605 amino acids. Gene Ontology annotation, biological process: zinc ion transmembrane transport.